Messenger RNA from Dibothriocephalus latus, 324 nucleotides. NCBI's taxonomy places the organism in Eukaryota, Metazoa, Platyhelminthes, Cestoda, Diphyllobothriidea, Diphyllobothriidae. The record is from the annotation of a GenBank genome assembly.
CGGGCGCGGGCAAGUAUUGCCCUUUUGGAAUACAGUUCGGCCGUGGUCUCACUCAAGUAUGCCUUGGAGCUGGUCGACAGUAAACCAAAUUUGCCAAUGCUUAUUCUUGCAGUGAAAGAACUGCGCUUUUACACUCCUACCGUGCGUUUCUCUUUCUUAGGUCUAAUGGAGGUGAACAUCGUACUGGCACUGCAGGACUUGAAGCAGGGUCUGCGAACCACAGGCCUCGAGUACAUUGAGUCGGCUUUGCACCAUGCCGCCAGGUUAGUAAAGCCGUGCGUACUCAUGGUUGACAGGGAUGAGACAUUCGGGGGGGAGGGAUAA